This is a messenger RNA of Oncorhynchus gorbuscha (pink salmon), 3874 nucleotides long. Its product is annotated as TBC1 domain family member 16-like. Gene Ontology annotation, cellular component: early endosome. The transcript is spliced from 13 exons. The record is from RefSeq and is a predicted model, not a curated record. Gene Ontology annotation, molecular function: GTPase activator activity. Gene Ontology annotation, biological process: activation of GTPase activity. The coding region runs from base 289 to 2532 and encodes 747 amino acids. Lineage: Eukaryota; Metazoa; Chordata; Actinopteri; Salmoniformes; Salmonidae.
AGGCAGAAGGAGAUGCCUACUAAAUGACAUGAAUGGGUACAGAAAAAAUGAUGACCGAAUGCAGACUUCACACUCACAGGAGAGUAACACGUUCUUUGGAAAGCUGUCUCCAUUGUUGGAAUGCAGACUUCACACUCACAGGAGAGUAACACGGUCUUUGGAAAGCUGUCUCCAUUGUUGGAAUGCUACAGUAGGACCAGUGUGAGGUGACCGAGGCUAAAGUGGAGGAGACAAGGCAAUGUGUGAACACACUGAGAGGAUGGGCGCAGAGUCCUGGUGUCGGUGUAGAUGUCUCUCGGUCGGCUCUUGCGACGCGCCUCCUCCAAGGCCUCGGACCUCCUGACCUUUAACCCAGGGUCGGCGGGUUCGCGGAACGGCUUGGACGGGGAGAUCAUCUUCUCCAAGAACAAUGUGUGUGUGCACCCUGCCGAGCCCCUCCCGGGUCUGCCCGAACACCACCCAGGGUACCUGUGUGUGCACAUGGAGAAGGAUGAGAGCCUGGGAACCACUCUGAUCCUCACCUGGGUUCCCAACUCCCGUAUCCAGAGACAGGACGAGGAGGCCCUGCGUUACAUCACCCCAGAGAGCUCACCUGUCCGCAGGAACGCUCGGCGCAGGACCCGCAGGCCCCACUCCCGACACCCUCCCGCCCAGGAGGAAGAUGAGGACCGGGAGGAGGAGGAGAGGAUUGGGAACGGAACUGGGAUUGGAGGGGGCCUGGGUCUGGAGGCCAGCAUAGAGCCCCCUCCUCCCCAGCAACAGCAGUCCCAGUCUGGGACGGAUGAGGGAGACGAGGGGUCCUGUGAGCUGUCGGCUGACGAGGUGAGCAGGGACAGCACCAUGGGCUCGGACUCAGACACCACCUUCUCCUCACCCUUCUGUCUGUCGCCCGUCAGCGAGUCCCUCUUUGAGAGCAGCGGCUCUGUGUUCCUGGACAACGAGAGCAGGGAGCUGUGCGACGAGUCCAUGACCCAUUCGGCUAGCUCCGCCUCCAGCCUGGACAGCCACGCUCCCUCUGAGAACAACAGCCAAUCGCAGGGCAUGCGGUGGGAGGAACAGCAGAAGGUGCUGGCGUUGGAGCAGCUGGGGGGAGUGUUCCGGGUCGACCUGGGUCACAUGAGGUCACUCCGCCUCUUCUUCAGUGAUGAGGCGUGUAAUAGUGGUCAGCUGGUGAUCGCCAGCAGGGAGAGCCAGUAUAAGGUCCUCCACUUCCACCACGCAGGUCUGGACAAGCUGGCUGAGGUCUUCCAACAGUGGAAGUGCUGCAGAGAGACGCAGCUCAAAGACCAGGUAGUGGAUGAGAAGUCAUGUAUGCAGUUCUCCAUCCGGAGGCCCACCCUGCCGUCCGCUGAGACCCACCCGGAGGAACGUCUGUACCGCCGCCUGGACGUCACCACCUGGCUCCGACACCUCAACCACAACGGACAGGUGGAGGAGGAGUACAAGCUACGCAAGGCCAUCUUCUUUGGGGGCAUUGACCCAUCCAUCCGCGGGGAGGUGUGGCCCUUCUUACUGCACUACUACAGCUGUGACUCCUCCUCCCAGGAGAGAGAGGCCUGGAGACUGCAGAAACGCUCUGAGUACCACCACAUCCAGCAGAGGAGGUUGUCUAUGAGUCCUGAGGAGCACAGUGACUUCUGGAGGAAGGUUCAGUUCACCGUGGAUAAGGACGUGGUGAGAACAGACCGCAGCAACCACUUCUUCAGGGGAGAGAACAACCCCAAUGUGGAGAUCAUGAGGUGUGUGCUGCUGAACUACGCAGUGUUCAACCCAGAGAUGGGAUACUGCCAGGGCAUGUCUGACCUGGUGGCCCCCCUGCUGACCGAGGUGCAGGAUGAGAGUGACACGUUCUGGUGCUUCGUAGGCCUGAUGGAAAACACCAUCUUCAUCAGCUCUCCCCGCGACGAGGACAUGGAGAGACAACUGAUGUACCUGAGGGAGCUGUUGCGUCUGAUGCUGCCCCGGUUCCACCAGCACCUGACCCAGCUGGGGGAGGACGGCCUACAGCUGCUGUUCUGUCACCGCUGGCUCCUACUCUGCUUCAAACGGGAGUUCCCCGACACAGAGGCCCUGCGUAUGUGGGAGGCCUGCUGGGCACACUACCAGACGGACUACUUCCAUCUGUUUGCGUGUGUGGCCAUCAUCGUGCUGUACGGUGAUGACGUGACGGAGCAGCAGUUAGCCACCGACCAGAUGUUGCUCCACUUCAGUAACCUCUCCAUGCACAUGAAUGGGGAGCUGGUGCUGCGCAAGGCCCGUAGUCUGCUCUACCAGUUCCGUCUGUUACCCAGAAUCCCGUGCAGCCUCCAUGACCUGUGUAAGCUGUGCGGUCCAGGGAUGUGGGACAGUCGCUACAUCCCGGCCGUGGAGUGUUCUGGGGAGCACCCCGACUCUCAGAGCUGCCCCUAUGGAGGCACAGCCACCCCCCAGCCCUCGGCCUCCCCGUCACCCUCACCCAACCCCACCCCACUCCCCGAGGGCAAGAGAGGUUCCAAGACCAGAGACAUCUUCAUGUUUCGGAAGCAGUCCUGAGUUGAAAUAGGGGGGAGGGAGACAAUGGUGCUAACUAUAACUGUUGAGUAGAUCAGAAGCUGCAGUACCACUUUUCUGCCACAAGGAUACCCAACAUACUGUAUGUGCUUCUCUCUGAUACUUCUCUUCACACUCUCCCCCUUUUCACAAUCACCAUCUUAUUAAAGGGAUUUUCCACCUGAUCCUUUUGUCCGGUGUGACAUGGAACACUGCCUUAUAAGAAUGUAUAUUUAUUUGGAACAUUCAGUACCACAGACACUUGGCACUACGGUUCCCAUGAAGAAGCUGCUGCUCUGCUAUUGGAGGAGAUUGGACAAUCAUCACUGUGUUGGACUGUAACCUUUCAGGGUCCACACUGUGGUCUAAGGUUGCUGGACUGGAUUAAACGUGACUCCAACGGUCAACUACUGACUUGAAGGGGAAUUGUUGAGAUUUGAACUCCAUCGAAAGGUCUUCAUAUGCUCACAAUGGAAUGUUUGUGUGAAUAAUGGAAUGAUAUAUUAUCUCAGCAUAUUGCAAUCAGGCUGAAGCCUAUUAACACGACACACGUAUAAACCUCCAUCAACCAAGAGAGGCAGGCUGUCAUUUCAACUGUCAGUAAGUUGAAAUAUUGUUACUUUUCAAAUCAUAUAUUUUUUUCUGUUCCCUUCAAAGAGGGAGUGUGUGUAUCUGUGGGUUUGCGAUUACAAUAUUUAGCAAUAUAGUACGAUUAUAUCCUUGCAUGAGCAACCCUUUAAGUAUAAAGGGCACAACCUGUUUAGCUAAUAACACAAAGCCAAAACAGAGGUGUGUGUAUAUAGGGAACUGUUUCCACAACAAGUUUUCUACAAACAUCCUUAUCAGACUCCUGUUCAGAAACCUGCUAAUUUAUUCUUCCAUUAUCAGAUGACACUGCCUGUCAGGCUGAAGGAAGGUGGGAUUUCAUUUAUCUUUGAUAAGAGGGGAUACGAAUAAAUAUGGCAUCUAUCAAAGCAAUAGGGAUUAAACAAUUCAAAGUUAGACUAGAUGUAGAGCUUAAAAAAUAUGUGAUGAUGGUUGUGGAUAUCCCACCAUUACCAGUCAGUGUACAGUUUGGUCAGCUAGCUACAUAUCGAAUAUGAGAUCAUGUGUUUAACUUUACUUUAAGUUUGUUUUUGUUAAAAAAUGUCAGAUUGAGCUUUUACACAGCCGCCCUGUGUUUUUGUUUUUCCAUAUCUAGAAACACAUUGACCUCCACCUUGACCUCCAAGUGAAUGAACACCACCAUCGUUGUCACUGCACUAAACAAUAUUAUAAUUCAUUAGAUUUGUACAGCACAGCUUCAAUCACAUACAAUGAAAUCUCAAGGUUCUUCACCUGCACC